This is a messenger RNA of Belonocnema kinseyi, 2358 nucleotides long. It is a transcript of the gene Art8, whose product is annotated as protein arginine N-methyltransferase 6. Lineage: Eukaryota; Metazoa; Arthropoda; Insecta; Hymenoptera; Cynipidae. The transcript is spliced from 5 exons. The coding region runs from base 241 to 1245 and encodes 334 amino acids. Gene Ontology annotation, cellular component: nucleus. Gene Ontology annotation, molecular function: protein-arginine N-methyltransferase activity. Gene Ontology annotation, biological process: peptidyl-arginine methylation. The record is from RefSeq and is a predicted model, not a curated record.
AUUUCGAUUUAGAUCAGGAUUUGGACCAAUAUUUCGAAAGCUAUGAAGAACUUGAUAAAAAAAUCCAGGGGAACCUAAAACUAGUAAAAUCGAUAUUUUUCUAAGUAUCAAAUGCCUUCAAGUUAAAAAACAUUUAGGCUGGACUAAUCAGGAGCGCGUUAUAACCAGACUAUGUAGAAGAAAUGGCGGAAUUCACCGCCACCUACCACCAUUUUAGUAACUACUAAGGUCCACCAGUUAAUGCUAAGUGAUAACACCCGAUUACAAUCUUACAAAAAUGCAAUUUUUGAUUGCAAAGAAAAAUUUAAAAACAAAACUGUUAUGGAUGUCGGUGCUGGAACUGGAAUCCUAUCGAUUUUUUGUGCUCAAGCUGGGUCAAGGAAGGUUUUUGCCGUGGAAGCCAGUCGGUUAGCUGAAGUAGCCAAAGCAGUUGUUACCGAGAACAACUUUGAUGAUGUUAUACAAGUAAUUCAAAAUCGAAUCGAAGAUGUAGAACCAAAUUCAAUUGACAAAGUAGAUAUUAUAGUGUCUGAAUGGAUGGGCUUUUAUCUAGUACACGAAGGAAUGCUCGAUUCUGUUAUUGUAGCAAGAGACAAUUUUCUUAAAGAGAAUGGACUUUUAUUUCCAAGAGUUGCUAAAAUAUAUGCCGCGCCGUGCCAACUACCAUCAUUUUUCGAAUUCUGGGAGAACGUCUGUGACGUUAAAAUGAAGUGUGUUGGAAGAGAACAUAGGCGACUAAAAUCUUUGAAACCAGAAGUCUCAAUUGUCAGCGGCCACGACCUCUUGAGUGAUAGCAAACUUUUGGCUUGGUUGGACCUCAGUGAUACGACUUUAGAAGACCUAAAUUCACUAGGAGGAGAGAAUAGUAUGGCAAUUUGCAAAAAAGAUGGAAGGUACCAAGGUGUUUGUAUUUGGUUCGCGGUUGAGUUUCCAAAUGGUUCGGAAUUAUCAACUGCCCCUUUAAGUGAACCGACACAUUGGAAGCAAACUGUAGUGGUUCUACCGAACGAUAUAGAAGUGACUAAAAAUGAGCCAAUAGCAUUUAAAUUGUCUAUAAAUAGAGAUAAAUCAAAGCCGAGAAGGUAUAAUAUGGAAUUGACGAUGUUGGACGCUGCUGAAGUUGAGCAUGACAUACCUUGUAAUUGUGAUCUGACGAAAUGUGUUGUCAUGCGUACGUAUAUGGAAAUUCAUCCAAUGAGUUAUAGCGAUUCGACAGUCACCUGCGAGCAACAUGAUUACAAUUGACUAAACCUUAAUUCUAUCUAUUCAGUUUAUAAGUUUACAAAUGAAUAGAUUUUUACUAUUUUUAUACCUAUUAUCUUAGAAAAUUGUAUAAUUUUCUGUCACGGGACAAGUAUCCUGCAUAAAGAAAGGAUUUUUAAAUAAAUAAACAAGAAAGGAGUGCAAAACACGGAACCGUCUUCAAAAUUUGUGUCCAAGUCUCUCAGAAAACCGAUUCGGUAUUUUUGGAUGCGGAUAUGUGUCUGAUGGACCCGAGCGGUGUUUUAUUUGACGAAGUUUUUGAGUAUAUUUGACGUGCGCCGAAGAAAGGGGGCUUACUCUAAACAGUGGGAUUUUUCGGGGUGAGCGGUUGAAGUCGACCCGAUAAACGCGACUUUUAGGAGAGAGGGAAGGCUAAAGAAAUCUUUCCUCUCCACUGACCACUACAUUAUCACGCAUAUAGCUACGUCGUAGAUGCGGCUCACGGACGAAGUAUAGUUGGGACGCGGAGAUGUAGUGGUCAGUGGUGGGAGGUGUUUCAUGGGAUCUCGAGCUGUCGAGCGAAAGCCCGAUUACUCACGUAUCUAACAAUUCAAUUAUUAGCAAUAAUGAGACUGAGGAAUUUCUUUAGAUAGUCUCAUUAAAAAGAGCAAUUCAAAAACCAUCGAAAGGUGUAAAAACCUCGAUUUCUAUUUUUUUAGAGUGAGCCCCCUUUCUUCAGCGCACGUCACAUAUGUGCCCACAGUAGGAUUAAAAGAGAUCAAUGUUCUUCGAAUUUAUUGACCUUGUGUUUUGACGUAGUAUUUCGUAGUAUUUUAAUUAAAAUCUCAAAAAACGACUAAGAAAGGUUCAGGUUUCUGUUACUUUUAUUAUAAGUUAUGUAAUAGAAAUUCUGAUAGGCACCGAAAAAAGUAACAUUUAUUGUUAGAAAAUGUGUUUUGUAUUUUACAACUUGGUAACAAAUUUAAAGAAAAUAACGCCUACAGAGUUUCGCGAAACUUCACGUUUUUAUUACUUUUUUACAAGUUACGUGACAGACAUUCCGAGAGGAGCCAAAAAUGGAGCCUUUUGUUAGAAAAUGUAUGUUGCUCCUUAAAUCUUGGUAAGGUAUUUUCAAUAAAAAAGUUUUGCUGAGUU